Acromyrmex echinatior (Panamanian leafcutter ant) is the source of this 3332-nucleotide messenger RNA. RefSeq lists its product as uncharacterized. Lineage: Eukaryota; Metazoa; Arthropoda; Insecta; Hymenoptera; Formicidae. The record is from RefSeq and is a predicted model, not a curated record.
GAUAAACUUAAAUAUGACGAAAUUAUAAUCGGUUCAAUUUUCAUCUUUUUCAAGUUGUAAGAAUUAGAAAAAGAAGAUAUUAAAGUUAAUCUGCAUUAGAAACGAAUAUUAAUCGAUAGAUUUAUAUAUUAUUUAUGCGCAUGACGAGAAGCUACGUGUCAUCGUAUGUAAAUACCGAAUCACAAUAAUACACAAGUAGACAACUUUGAAAUGGACAGUAACGAACUCUCAAGCGUGGAUACAAUAAUUCUCCCGUAUCCGCAAUUCGUACGAAAGUGUAGCGCAAAAAUGUGCUUUAAAGUUUGAUUAAAUUACAUAACUAUAAUAAAGAGUGCAAAUAGAUAGGUAUUUAAUUCAUCGCGAGACGAUCUUGUAUAUACAAUAGUACACAGUGAUUAUCUGGACAUAAAUAUUUCAUGACGAGACGCAAGCACAAACGAUCGCGAAAGAAGGCUAAGUUUCUGAAGGUGCAAGAAUCUCAGAAAAAUGUACGGCCGAGAUUCUUUGAUCAGAGAAAUGAAGAUAAAGAAACGAGCGACGCUUCGCAUCCGCAUCAAUAUUCUCCGGAAUUGGUGCUGUUCGAAUCGCCUCACGUGGAUCCGCUCUGCGAUAAUAAGCUCAGGAGUCCGGAGAUCGUUUCCAAACAAUCUAGGACGAAGUUGGAAGACUUGAAGAAUGAUUCAGAAAUCGAGAUCGCUGCGCGGAUGAUAGAGCAAUCGAGUCCGAUCUCGUCCAAGUAUUGGAAGUCGAAGCUUUGGAUUUACGAUACCAAGUGUACAAAUGAUUAUCCUAAUAAUUAUUUAGAAAACUGUGAACGCGAGCAGGAUACUAUUAAAUCGAUCGCCAGCGAGCCGUUUGAUCUCACGGAGAAUUAUUCAUUCUGUUUAUCGUCCUUGAACAAUAAGGUAAACAAGAAUAGAAUGGCCAAUAUAACACAUGAUGAGAGAUCCUCGAAUACCAUCGAUAAAGAAGUUUAUCGAAAUAUUUCGAGGUCAACGAUAUUUCGUUCCAAUUUGAAAUCCCAAUCACAUGACGACGUAUGCAUUUUCGCGAAUGUCCCAGAACCUGCGAAUUUCGAUGAAAAACGAUCUCCCAGUUCAAAUCAACGAGACUACUAUAAUAUAUUUGAAACGAUGGACGAUUGUUAUUUAUUAGAUAAGACAUUUUCGAUGAACGACAAUCUCAUGCGUGAGAUAAAUAGCUAUCUGGACGAGCAGUCGUCGACGAUAAUCGGUAACAAAUUGGGGAUGGAUCGCGUCUCGGAAGCCCCACAUUUUGAGAUUUUAUGCGAGACCGACGACCGGAGCGAGCUCGGAUUAUCAGUCCGUAAAUCCGUCAAUGGAUCUGACGAUGGAUUGCGAAAUAAUUCGGAGAAAAAUAAGAGGAGAACAUCGAAUGACUGUAAAAAAUUUGACGUCGCGCUCGAGAGGAUCGGCGAACGUUUGACAGCGAAUUGGCGUGAGUUCCGGAAGAUCUUUGCGUAUCUGCGGAAAAUGAAUGGCGGGAAGACUCGCGGCGACGCCGACGACGACGCAGUCGAAAGCAGCGAGUUCUUGUUACACAAGUACAGGAGGCUCCCCCACAUCUCCGUCUCGACACUGUCCCUGCCGAGUCUGCCCUCCGUCUUUUGCACAUCUUCGACUUCGCCGAGGAAACUGAACCAUCAGCAUGAAUCGAAUGAAUGCGAAAGAUCGAAGCGAGAAGCCGAGAAAAGCGAAAUUCCGCCGACGUCGGCGGAGUCCACGACGCCUCGCGUGAUCAGAUUGAUGAAACGCUGUCGCCGAACGACCUUAACAUUCAGGGAUGAGGACGAAGCCGACGAAGGAGAGGCGGCCAAGCACCGGCAACCGGCAACUCGCGCGCCGGAUAUCACGGAGACGGAACCGCUUUCGGAAAUGAAGAAGAAAGAUGAGAAGCGUUCGUUUCUGUUAGAUCUGCCCUUCUGCAAAGUACCUCAUCAAGACAGUCGCUUUCCGGAAUCAACGACCGCUUCCAAACUAUCUGACCAUGAUUGCCGUCGUAGCGACUCUCUGCAAAAAACAGAAUAUCACUGGAAUGGCUCUCAUAAUCACCAGGCACCCCAAACAACGGUUCGAGAUACUCCCACCCGUGUAUUUCAACGAAGAAACAUUACCCGUACGAUAAUCACAUGGGUGAUUACUAUCAGCAUUUGGCUGAUAAAAAAAUUGGUGCAUCUCGUAAAUGUCGGUUACAAAAAACUGCAACAGAAAUUGAUCGUUCCGCCUUUAUGGAAGAUUUCUUCUUCGACAAAGAAAUUUGAUCAUCUGGCGGAAACAAUGCGUUCCGAAAGGGAAAUGCUGCACGCAAUGUCGGAAAGGAUGACGCGACUUUCGGAAGAUUUCAACCAGAUGCGAACGAACACCGAAACCACUCUUAACGCUCUGACAACCAAUAUGAACAUCUUUCGUGAAACUAGUAAAAAAAUGACGGAGGAUAAUACGGCAUUGCUUUUGGAGCUAAAGAAAUUACGUGAAAUGCUAGAGGAAGUUCGAUUGAAAUCUUCGCAACAGGUUCCCUUACCUUUUUCUCGUUCACUUCCUUCUUCACAUUCAUCUUUUCCUUCUUCUUCUUCUUCUUCUUCUCCUCUUCCUCCCCCUCCGCCGCCGCUGCCGUUGAUACCUUCCUUGGAAUUUCUUCCCCCUCCUCCACCUCCACUACCACCACCACAAUCGUUAUCAUUAUCAUUAUCACCACCACCACCACCACCGACACCGCCACCCCCAACACUCACUACUACUACUACCACCAUCACUACCACCUCCGCUACCUCUUUUAUUUUCUCCAAAAUUUCCUUGCAAUCUCAAAUGCCAUUGAUACAACCAACGACACCUAACAGUAGUAGAAAUAGUAAGAAUAGGACACCCACAAGAAAGUGUUCCACACCAUUGUGCAACAGGCCUAAGAUCACCGUCGAAGACUUACUGAAAGUCACCCUGAAAAAGGCUCCACAAAGUAUCAAAGAAAAUAGACGAAACACUGUACCAGGCCCAAGAGGUCCGAUCGUAUCCUUGGAAAUGUUGCGUAAUGUAAAGCUGAAAUCCGCCAAGCGUAGACCUAACGCUCAAACUGGAAGAUCACCCAGAAACGGUCGAAUCGUUAAAAACCGAAUUGCAUCAAAUAUCAAUCUCUCGCCGAUUUUGACUGGUUCGGAGGGCAAUUUAGAGCGAAUCCUGCGGCGAGUAGAUCUAAACAGGCCAAGGAGACUCUUGUCCAGCUCAAGCAGCUUCCGCGAACGCGAUUUCACAAGGGAGACGCAGUGUCACUCGUUGGAAACAUUGACGUACAGCCAAUCACAAUCCACGCUUGAAUGA